UCAGCACCGUCACAACCGGUGCCAGAACCGUUUACGUACACUUCCAAAUUAAGUUGUCCGAAGAGAACCACGGUCGUGUAUUUCUCUCUAUUAUUAUUAAAAUAAUAGUACAAUUUUUUAUAUUCAUUUAUUCAUUAAAAUUAUUUUGAAAAAAAAGAAAAACAGUGCCAAUUUUUAUUGUCUUUUGUGCCUCGAUACACAAAAAAAAUUUGCAGUGCUUUUUUUAAAAAAAAAAAAAUAAUGUACUUUCGGGUGUGUUACGUAUGGAAAUAGUGGUAAUAGUCGGGAAAACUCCUAGUGUUUUAUAGGAAAGUAACGAAAAAAAAGUGAAGUGAUAACCAGACACAUAUAUGACGAUUUAGAUAAUAAUAAUUCACUUUUAAAAGUUUUUGCAAUUGAUAUUUAUCACUUGCCCAAAGUGUGGUGAUUAUUUUCUCCAUAAGUUUCAAGGAAAUUUUUUAUUAAGGCAAAGAGACGCGAGUCUCAAACACGGCAGCACAAUUGAUCUUGAUUUGCAUCAACGGGCCGCCGGCCACUUCAUGAGAGCCGGCGGCAAUAUGUGCGACGGUGCCUUCUCGGAGACACUUCGUGGCAUGCAGGGAAUGUCGGGAGCCUCACCCCCAGGAAGUGCGGGUGUUGGACCAAUGGGGGUUGGACUAGGCAGCCCAUUGGGGGCGGCUAAGAAAAUGCAGGUGGACCAUAUAAAAAGACCGAUGAACGCUUUUAUGGUAUGGUCGCGACUUCAACGUAGAAAGAUCGCCCACGAGAAUCCAAAGAUGCACAACAGCGAGAUUUCAAAGAGACUCGGCGCUGAAUGGAAACUGUUAUCCGAAGAUGACAAGCGACCUUUUAUCGACGAGGCAAAGAGGUUACGAGCCAUGCACAUGAAGGAGCAUCCGGAUUACAAGUAUCGACCCAGAAGAAAGCCAAAGACUCUUAGGAAAGAAGGCUACCCCUACAGCAUCCCUUAUCCCAGUGUGCCAAUGGAUGCACUCAGAGCCGGCAUGGCUGGAGGAAUGGGUCAACCAGGAAUGAGUUCGUAUUAUGGACCAGCAGCGUAUGGUUCUCUUUCGGCAGCAAGUAUGGCAGCCGCUGCUGCUGCAGCAGCACAACAAUCUGCUGCAGCAAUGUCAGGAUUGGGAGCACCUUCUCAGGUCGUGAGCUCCAUGGACGCAAUGAAGUACUCAAUGGAGGCGGACAAGUACCGAGCCUAUAUGCCACCAAGUACACUUGCCAUGAGUAUGUACUCGGAUCCAAAAUAUUUAGACUCGAGUCCCAAGUCAUAUCUUGAUAGAAGUUAUUUGGAUUCGGCGAAGGCAUACUUUGAACAAUCAAAAUUAUAUAUGGAUCAAAAGCCAAGUAUUUCGGAAUAUAAUCGUCCAAGCUAUGAACCGAACAAACUUUAUGAGGAAUCAAGUCCUGGCGGUGGUGGAGGUGGUUCAAUGAGUAGAUCACCAACUGCCGAUUCACCUGAUAAUAAUAAACAACAAACAGAUGGAAGAACGGAUCAGGGCUCUUCAAGUGCAAGUUCAACGUCAAAUUCAUCAGCGGCAAGUCCUGGUGCUAAUAGUUUACCAGCAUAUUAUCCUGGUCCUGUUCAAGCUGGUGGACUUUUGGCACCACAAAUGGGACAAUAUUCUGGCUAUCAAACAUCACCAGCGGCUCCUGGAAAUGAAUUCCGUCGACCAUUAACCGUCAUCUUCUGACCCGAUAGAGUUUAGCUUUGAUCUCUUUUUGCCGAACAUCAUCAAUCGGUGUACCAAUUUUAAAUGUGUACGCCUAUAUAUAUAUAGCCAAUUUUCGGGCUUCCGCUUUUUUGGUCUUGAAUAUUUUUCUUUUUUAUCUUUUUUCUUUUAAAUAAUAUAUAAAUAGUUUGUUUUUUUUUUAGUUAUCAUAUAUACAAAUAUUUAUAUAUUUAUAUUGGUUCAAGUUUUCAAAUUUCUUUAUGCAUUGAAAUAAUUAAAAUAAUUUUUAUCUCUCAAUAUCGGUGGAACUUUUUAUUAUUGCAAUGAGAAAAAGAAAAUUUACUUGAGUCAAAUAAUCUAUUACUUGGCUAUUAUCAAAUAAAUUAUUUUUACUAAAUAUAAUUUUUAUUUGAAUCAUAUAAAUAUUUUUUUCACUGUAUAUAAUUGAAUACAGUGAAAAAAUAGAAAAUCUAAGUGAAUAUUCAUUACUUUGGUUUACAAUUAAAUAUUAAAGAAGUAUAAAAUAUUCAUCUAAUUUUCACCCACAAGACCAGGUGUUCAAUAAAAAUUUUUUCUACUAAUACUACUACACAGGAGGUUAUAUAUUUUUCAAGCUGAUGUAAGUUGUCAAUUUAUUUCAAUAUAAACUAGAGAAAUAUUUUUUUACUCAAAGCAUAUAAAAUUUUUAUUUAAAACAAAUAUGCCUUAUCUCUGAUUGUACAUUUUUCAGAUAUUUUGAAUUAAUUACAAAUUAUUUGAAAUAUUUUACUAUAAAUAAAAAAUUUAUUAUACUAUAAUAAUAUUUUAAUAAAAAAAGUAUAAUAUUAUAGCAGAUAUAUGGCAAAAAAUUGAUUUGAGUCAAUUAAAUGCUAUAUUUAUUUCACAUUUGUUAAGUAAUCGAUUUAUUUGAAUUAAAUAAAAAUUGUUUUUCAAUCGAUAAUUUUAUUCGUUACAUAUUAUAUUCGUUUCAAUAUUAAUUGCAAAGAAUUAAUAAUAUUCAAUAUAAGCAUCAAUUAUUCUAUCUGAAUAAUAACGUUUAGAAAGGAUUGCCAUAUUAUGAAACGAAAGUUUCAUCCUUGGAUGUCUUUUGAAUGCUUUUAAAACAAAAUGAUUGUUUUUAAGUGCUUCAUAUACAAGUUGAUAUAAACAUCUAUUUUGUUAUUGACGUUAUAAAAUUUAAUUAAAAAUUUAUACUUUCUGAAUUAUAUAAACGUAACUUUCUUAAAGAAUACACGUGAGCCAUUAUUAAUUUUAUUAUUUCUCUUAAUUGAAUCUUUUCAAAAGUACACUAUUAUUAAAAUAGGUUUUUGCUAAAAAUUCAUAUUUUUUGUUUAGUUUUUUGUUUAAUUUUUCUGAAUUAAGUUUGAAAAGUUCUAAAUAAGUUUUAAAAAAACGUUAUCUAAAUAAAAAACUGUAGAUAAAAAUUUCCCCUAAUAAAAGACGAUGAUAAAUAGUUAAAAUUAUAAAAAUAUUCCAACUUGAUUAUUAAAAUAAAUUCAAUAUAUUUUAUUUUUUUAAAUACCAAUAUUAAUAAGAAAUAUUUAAGUAUAUUUGAUUUUUUUAAACCCUAUUUAUACAAUGAAAAAAAAAAAUUUAUUUGAUUCAAAUAAUUAGUUACUUGAAUAUUAUCAAAUAAUUAUUAUUUGAGUCAAUUAUAUGGUAUAUUUGUUUCAAAUACAAAAAUUAUUGGUUCAAAUACAAUUUAUUUAAAUUAAAUAAAAAUUAUUUAGUUCAAGUAAAUAUUUAUUUGAUAAAUAGUCAAAUAUGUAAACGAUUAUUUGAAUCAAAUAAAUAUUGUUUUUUCAGUUUAAUUGUAUUAGCGAAGAAAAAUUUUAAAGUGGAAACAAUGAAAAAGAAAAAAGAAAUUUUCGCAACGAAAAUAAUUUGUGAUAAUAUUCGAAACAAUUUUUUUAUUAUUAAAAAAGAAAUUUUUUUAUAACAUUCAAGACCACAGCGAUUCUAAAGCCUUUUUGAGACUUAUGAAUUUUAUUUCCUCAGGAUGGGGGGAAAUUGGUAAAAGUCCAUGAUCUGUGUUAAAAGUAUUAUAUAUAAAAAAAAAUGUACAUAGUUCUUAUGUAAAUAGUAUCAAUCUCGUGUUCCGUAUUUCAAAGGAUAUGUAAAAAUAAAGUUGCAUCCCUUGAUUAAAAGCUCGAGUUAAUGCUACUGAGACCACAGAUAAUGAUUAUAUCUUUUCUCACAAAAAAAAUACAAUUUUUGUUAAAUUAAAAUAACAAAGCAAAUUAAAAAAUUAUUAUUAUUUUUUAGAUUGUUCUUAGAAAAUAUUUUUCGUUUAAAAUUAUUGCUGUUAAACUUUUGUUGUUUUAAAGAAAUAAAAACAAUUUAUGCUUAAAAAAAAUUUUUUGUAUGCAAAAAUUGAUAGCGAAGCUGUUAUGUUUAUAGAAAUUGAAAAAGUGAUAUUUAGUAUUAUGUAACAUAACAGUGUUUUUUUUUUUUUUUAUUUUUUUAUUUAUUCAAUUUGAUUAUAGAAAAGAAUCCUUUUCUGUGGUAUAAGUUGUCACAUCGUUGUAAAUAGAUCAUAAUUAAUUAUUUCUUACAAUUAGUUUCUUUAUUAAAAGUGCGUCCUAUGAAGGAAAGGACGAAAAUUUCGUACUCGGCCUGGUACUUUUCAUCUUUCUCAUCGCGGCCUGUAGUUGUGUGCCACGCCAAAGAGUGCAAUAGAGUUUACAAUUUUUGUCGAAUAAAGAUAAAAAAAAAAGAAAAUUAAAAAAAAAAAACAAAAGAACACGGUAUAUAGUGUCUGUGAACGCAAUGUACAAUCCCACGACAGUUUGCUUUCGUAUAAAUAACGUGUGUACUAGCUGCUGUGGAAUUUCCCAAAGUACUUUGUCGAUUUUUAAAGAGAAUCUUAAAAAAGAGAAGAAAUCGAAAAUAAUAAACAUUUUUUUAUUAUUA
Leptopilina boulardi is the source of this 4598-nucleotide messenger RNA. Its product is annotated as transcription factor Sox-19b-like. Gene Ontology annotation, molecular function: RNA polymerase II cis-regulatory region sequence-specific DNA binding; DNA-binding transcription factor activity, RNA polymerase II-specific. Gene Ontology annotation, biological process: cell differentiation; anatomical structure morphogenesis; regulation of DNA-templated transcription. The record is from RefSeq and is a predicted model, not a curated record. The coding region runs from base 540 to 1706 and encodes 388 amino acids. The transcript has 5 exons. NCBI's taxonomy places the organism in Eukaryota, Metazoa, Arthropoda, Insecta, Hymenoptera, Figitidae.